ACGGGGAAGAAGUUAGCUCAAGGUCUCAACCGAAAAAAAAAAAAAAGAUGGUGGGAGGAAGAAUGAUUGUCGAGUGGCUUCUUUUCCUCAUGGCAAUGGCUAUGGAGCCCGUGCUCACUGGAGGGGCACCUGCCGUUGAUAUCUCUAAGAUGAGGCAGUUGGCUAGGAAGAACAACGUAACAUGUAUCUUGGUGUUUGGAGACUCGAGCGUCGACCCCGGGAACAACAACAUCCUUCGUACCCCGAUGAAGGGGAACUUCCCGCCUUACGGUAUCAACUUCUUUGGGGGCCGACCCACGGGACGGUUCACCAACGGAAGACUCGCCACUGACUUCAUCGCUGAGGCACUUGGCUACACAAAGGCGAUCCCGGCAUUCCUCGACCCGGCAGUGAAGAAGUUUGACUUACGCUAUGGUGUUAGUUUCGCAUCGGCAGCCUCCGGUUAUGAUGACUUCACGGCAAAUAUCUCUAACGUGCUAUCUGUUAGGCAGCAGCUGGACUACUUCCUGCAUUACAAGAUCCAUCUGAGGGAAGCUGUGGGGAAGAAAGCGGCAAAUGAGAUCAUAAGGAACUCAAUAGUUGUGAUGAGUAUGGGCACGAAUGACUUCAUCCAGAAUUACUACCUCGACCCCACACGGUCCAAGCAGUACACCAUUGAACAGUACCUGAAUUUCUUGAUCACUCGAAUGUCACGCACCUUUCAGGUGAUGCAUAAAUUGGGACUAAGAAAACUGGUGACGGUGGGGGUCCCACCGGUAGGUUGCAUGCCAAUUGUCAAGACCAUAAUGGACACGACAUCAUGCUACGAAGAGUACAACAGAGUAUCCUCCACCUUCAAUUCUAAGAUCAAACACACGCUGGAAGCCAUAAUGGCCUCGACGGGGAUGAAGACUGCUUUUGUCGACGCAUAUGGCAUUAUUCUCAAUGCAAUCGACAACCCCAAAAGAUACGGUAUAACAGAGAUAUCGAAGGGUUGCUGCGGAACUGGAACUGUGGAGUACGGCAACUCGUGCAAAGGGAUGAGCACGUGCAAAGAUCCGUCAAAGUAUGUGUUCUGGGAUGCUGUUCAUCCCACUGAAAAGAUGUAUAAGAUCAUCGCUGACGAGGCUAUUGCCUCCCUCACUACGUAUUUCCUAUCCUAGAAAUAAACAGAAAAUUUGAAGCAGUUAAUUAUUGAAUUCCAAUUUUUCGUCCAAUUAA
This is a messenger RNA of Punica granatum (pomegranate), 1200 nucleotides long. The record is from RefSeq and is a predicted model, not a curated record. NCBI's taxonomy places the organism in Eukaryota, Viridiplantae, Streptophyta, Magnoliopsida, Myrtales, Lythraceae.